AGCAUUCUUUUUUUAACGCUUUUUAUACGUAAAGCCGGUAUAAACAACCACGAAUCUCAUAAAAUGGCUGCUGUAAGUCUAUUUUUAAAACCUUAUAUAGUUUAAUUAAUUCGUUUAGGUAUUAAUUUUAUAUGCAAAAUAUAUAUUUAAGUUGGCGAUUAUCUUUUAUUUUUACGUUUUGAAAGAAAUAAACCCCGAUUUUCGUUCAACUCUUUAUUUCGUGCGCUAGGUUAUGCCGGUAAAUCCGAAACCCUUUCUAAAUAAUUUGACUGGGAAGCCCGUGAUCGUAAGAUUGAAAUGGGGAAUGGAGUAUAAAGGAUACCUUGUUGCUGUUGAUGGAUAUAUGAAUUUACAGCUCGAUAACACCGAAGAGUACAUUGAUGGCGUUCUUUCUGGUAAUUUAGGCGAAAUACUAAUUCGAUGCAACAAUGUCUUGCAUAUUCGAGGAACAGAUGAAGAGAACGAAGAUGGGGAAAUGAAAGAUUGA
Dimorphilus gyrociliatus is the source of this 487-nucleotide messenger RNA. Lineage: Eukaryota; Metazoa; Annelida; Polychaeta; Dinophilidae. The record is from the annotation of a GenBank genome assembly.